Molecule: messenger RNA, 664 nt
Organism: Colletotrichum acutatum
Lineage: Eukaryota; Fungi; Ascomycota; Sordariomycetes; Glomerellales; Glomerellaceae
Exons: 1
Coding region: 48-440 (130 amino acids)
Source: RefSeq, a predicted model, not a curated record
UUAAAUAGCCGUGUGCUCGUCGUGAAGCCCAAAGCGACGCAGGCACCAUGGCACCCCCAUGGCCCCAGGAGCAACUAUGGCCAACCCAUCAUCGAGAACACGCCGCCGAACUUAGCAGACACCUCCAGACAGCAGUCGAGUCUAUCGAUACCGCAAACGCACACCGCAAAUGGACACCCCCUCAACCCGCAGACUGUGAGGACCACGCCCAUUGCGACCCUCUCCCCAAUCGUCAAGAUGCAGAGCCAGCCCGAACUCGGACACCUUCACCAGGCCAUCGAAAGUCUACGUGCGGAAACCAAAACAGCCAAUCAGAAUACCACCCGCGAAACGAGAACUAUCAGGAUUGUCAUGUAGCAGAACACGGCCGAACUCAAGGAAAAUUACAAUACAACGCGUGCGGCCAACGCAGCCACCAAAGAAGAUUAGAAAGCCAGUGAGCUACAGUUUUGUGCACAUGUCGCUUCCUCUGUCACGAGCAUUCUCAAUGUUUGAAAAGCCGAAAACUGCUGUGAUGGGUCUCCACAGACCUCUGGUAAUGGCUAUAGCGACUGGUUUACAAACAAAAAUGUAGGUCAGGAUAGCAAACGACAGUGCGAGGGGCAGCGCGUAAUCAAGAGCUACUCCAAAGUAUCCAUAUCCGGCUUCAACAGCAGUCAUUCUC